Closterium sp. Yama58-4 is the source of this 2706-nucleotide messenger RNA. The record is from the annotation of a GenBank genome assembly. Lineage: Eukaryota; Viridiplantae; Streptophyta; Zygnematophyceae; Desmidiales; Closteriaceae.
AUGCACUGCACGUGCUCUCGGACCGGCCGCCACCUGGCCACGUUCACACGUGCGCCUGGGUCCAGUCUGUACACCCUCACUGCUGUGUCACGCUACACCCCUUUGUCUCCUCAGCUGUACGCGUCUGCUCAGGUAGCUACCCAGUGUGAGUGUCGCCGCCUGUCGCAUGACACUCUCCUGUGGCACCACCGCCUUGGUCACCCCUCCCUGCCCCGCCUUCGUGGCAUGCACUCUCGCUCCCUGGUCUCUGGCCUUCCCAGGUCUCUGCCUGCCCUCCCUCCCUCGCCUGCGCCGCCCUGCAUUCCUUGCGUCGAGGGGCGGCAGCGCACCGCUCCUCACUCCUCCCCGUUCUCUCCCAUAGAGUCUCCACUACAGACUCUCCACCUCGACGUGUGGGGCCCAGCCCGCGUCCAGAGGCAGGGCCGCGAGCAGUACUUCUUGCUGGUUGCCGACGACUACACGAGUUACACCACGGUCUUCCCCUUGCAGCGCAAGGCGGAUGUUCCUGCUGUUCUGAUCCCUUGGAUCCGCGCUGUUCAUCUCCAGCUCUGCGAGCGAUUCGAGCGGGACUUUCCUGUCUUAUGUCUGCACUCUGACAGAGGUGGUGAGUUCACCUCCAACUUCUUGACAGCCUUCUGUGCGGAGCACGGCAUCCGCCAGUCAUUCACGCUUCCGGCCUCUCCGCAGCAGAAUGGGGUUGCUGAGCGUCGCAUUGGCUUAGUCAUGGAGGUCGCUCGUACCUCCAUGAUCCAUGCGGCGGCUCCCCAUUUUCUGUGGCCGUUUGCGGUCCGGUACGCCGCGCAUCAGCUCAACCUCUGGCCCCGUGUCUCCUUGCCGGAGACCUCGCCCACACUGCUGUGGACGGGGGAGGUUGGCGAUGCGUCGCAUUUCCGGGUCUGGGGUGCUCGUGCCUUUGUCCGCGAUCUCACCACGGUCAAGCUCUUUCCCCGCGCCAUUCCUUGCGUCUUCCUCCUGACGCGCCUGGCUGGCAGUUUUACGACCCCACCUUGCACCGUGUCUUUGCGUCUCAGGGCGUCACUUUUGACGUGUCCGUCCCCUUUUACUGUCUCUUUCCCUACCGCAUUGCCCCCCCCCCCCCCCCCCCCCCCGCCGCUCUUUCUCGCUCCAGGUCCUUCCCAGGUAGACCCCCUCCCCGCGCCAAGUCCUGCUCCUUCAGGUGUUUCUCAGGUAGACCCUCCUGUGCCUGCGCCUGUUGAGGUCACUGGUGACUCAGGUCCUGCUGGGGGUGGUCCUGCUCGGGGUGCUGUCUCUGGGGGUGCUGCGCCUGGGGGUACGGAGCCCGAGCGAGAGGAGCCUGGGGGUGCUGAGCCUGGGGGUGCGGAGUCUGGGGGUGCUGUGCCUGAGCGUGAGGAGCCUGGAGGUGCUGAGCCUGGGGGUGCCGAGUCUGAGGGUGCUGAGCCUGUGCGUGAGGGGCCUGAGGGUGCUGAGCCUAGAGGUACUGAGCCUGAGCGUGAGGAGCCUGGAGGUGCUGCGUUUGGGGUUGCUGGGCCUGCGCGUGAGGAGCCUGGGGGUGCUGAGUCUGGGGGUGCGGCGCCUGAGGGUACUGCGACUGCUGGUGCGCGGUCUCCUUGGAGUGGCCGCCUUCGUCCGCGUAGGCCUUUCACCUCACAGCAGCUGCACGACUGGUACGGUCGUCGUCAGGGUCGCGCUGCUGGAGCUCGGGGCUCUACUGCUGGAGGUACUUCUGCUGACGUCGCUGGAGCUAGGAGUGGUGCUGGUACUUUGUCUACUGGAGGUGCUGGAGUCGCUGGUCCCGGAGGUGCUCGUACUGGAGGUACUGGAGCUGCUGGGGCUGGAGGUGCUGCGUCUGGGGGUGCUGCUGCUGGAGACACUAAGGCUGGAGACCCUGGGACUGGAGGUGCUAGUUCUGGGGGUGCUGCUGCUGGAGACACUGAGGCUGGAGACCCUGGGACUGGAGGUGCUGGUUCUGGGGGUGCUGCUGCUGGAGACACUGAGGUUGGAGACCCUGGGACUGGAGGUGCCGGUUCUGGGGGUGCUGCUGCUGGUGGCGCUGGUCCUGGAGGGGUUCUUUCUGAGCGUCGUGAGCCUGCGUCGCAUCCUGUCUCGCCUGUUCGUCCUGGUCGUACCGGUCGUCGUGUUCCUCGUCAGCAUCCGUCGGUUGUCCCCGGCGUGCACCUCGUCGCCCUUCAUCCUUCCUCUGCUCCGCAGCGUGUUCCCCUGCCGUCUCCCCCUGCGUCCUCUCUACCUGACGUUCCAGACCCUGAGUCUGACCGGUUUCGUGCUGCACACCCUACUGUCAUGCGUCUGUUAGCCACUGUUGUCAUUGACCCGUCGUUUGAGUCUGCUGCUGCGUCUGCCUUGGUCGCUGAGCUUGUUGACUUUGCUACUGCCUGUCGUCUAGACUACGCCGCUAGUCUUGUUGCUGAGUCUAAGUCUGUCUGUCCUCCGUCCGUCGGGGGUGAGUGUGGUCUUGGCACGGACGUCCUUGAGGACAGGCAUGAGGACCUUGAGUGUCUUGCAGCCGCUGCGCCUCAUCUCGUGGCCAUGCUGCUUGCCUUUGAGGGAGACCCGGAUGCACCAGACAUCCCGACCCCGCACUCUUACGCUGAGGCGAUCGCGGGUGAGUACUCCUCUCAGUGGCAGACAGCCAUGGACGCAGAGAUGGCAUCCUGGAAGCCCACAGGCAUUGCUUUAGCUGAUGUGGCCUUACCUGCCAUUGCCUAA